GCAACUGUCACUUUUCUAUCGACGAUUCGACAAUACGUGGAGGGUGAACGGCGAAAGAUUCCAAUUUUAAACUCAUUAGGUCAAUAGUUUUAAGUUAAAACUCACUUCAAAAGACUGCAAAAUGGUCACAAAAUAUUUAUUAACGAUUUUCGCCCUGGCUAUUAGUGGUUCCUUAGGAGAUAGCUGUCAGAAUCCUAAAGUAGAAGCUGCGUAUUUCACAUCUUUAGAUGCCACCGUGGUCACACAAAUAGCAUACAUAACUGAAUUUACACUAAAAUGUGAUAACCCUUUGCCUGAAAAUUACGCGCUAUACGCAGAGGUUGAGGGAAAACCAUUGACCGCAGCGCGCAUCGGAGAAAAUAAAUACCAGGUGUCAUGGACCGAAGAGCCAUCAAAGGCUCGUUCUGGUGUUCAUGAAAUCCACGUCAUGGAUGAGGAGGGUUGGGCAUCUCUCCGCAGGGCUCGCCGCUCUGACCCUGCUGCCGCUGUGGCACCCCUCCUGGCUAUUCAAUUACAGCACCCUGGAAGUUACUCCGGCCCAUGGGUGAACUCCGAAGUCCUAGCGACUGCCCUUUCUGUCAUCAUUGCGUACACAGCCCUCAGGAGCAAGAGCAAAAUUCUAGCUUAGAUUAUAUAAAUAGUCGUUUUUUUAAUAUAUUAUUAUUUUAAAUUAAAAAAAUUAAUUGAUUAU
Molecule: messenger RNA, 691 nt
Organism: Pararge aegeria (speckled wood butterfly)
Lineage: Eukaryota; Metazoa; Arthropoda; Insecta; Lepidoptera; Nymphalidae
Gene: Tapdelta
Product: translocon-associated protein subunit delta
Exons: 3
Coding region: 122-628 (168 amino acids)
Cellular component (GO): endomembrane system; membrane; endoplasmic reticulum
Source: RefSeq, a predicted model, not a curated record